CUCACCCGCGUAACCCUGCUGAUAAAAACACAAUGACAAACUGUUAAAUUACAAUCAGAGCGGAGGAAUUUUGGUGAAAAACGAAAGCCGAACCUCCUCUUACAGUUUACCGCUCCGUUAGCGAGUUUAGCUGAAGUCCAUGAUAGCGCAGACACGUAGCUAUAAUCCACACAGCGGGACACCCUGGAAGAGACGGAGGCACCUCAGGAGGAUGGACGGCAACACGGACUCCAUGUGAAAAUCGUCCCGGCAGGAUGUGAGAUGAACCGGGAGAAAACAGCGACCGAGGCCAACGACAUCAUGUUGGUCCGGAGCUCGCACGGCCGAGGACGAGCCAGAGUGACUCAUGCGGUGGUGGUGAUCUUCCUGGAGUUCUUCGCCUGGGGGCUGCUGACCACGCCCAUGCUGACUGUCCUUCAUGAGACGUUUCCUCAGCACACCUUCCUGAUGAACGGCCUGGUUCAGGGUGUGAAGGGCUUCCUGUCGUUUCUGUCGGCUCCUCUGAUUGGUGCUCUGUCAGACAUCUGGGGCAGAAAGUCCUUCCUCCUGAUGACGGUCUUCUUCACCUGCGCCCCCAUCCCCUUCAUGAGGAUCAGUCCCUGGUGGUAUUUUGCUCUGAUCUCAGUCUCGGGGAUCUUCGCUGUGACCUUCUCGGUGAUCUUCGCCUACGUCGCCGACAUUACAGAGGAGCAUGAGAGGAGCACCGCCUACGGCCUGGUCUCUGCCACCUUCGCCGCCAGUCUGGUGACGAGCCCGGCCAUCGGCGCCUACCUGUCGGCGCGUUACAGCGACAGCCUGGUGGUCCUGGUCGCCACGGUGAUCGCGGUGGCCGACAUCGCCUUCGUGUUCUUCGUGGUCCCGGAGUCGCUGCCGGACAAGAUGCGGCUGACGUCGUGGGGCUUCCCCAUCUCCUGGGAGCAGGCCGACCCCUUCGCCUCUCUGCGUCGUGUGGGGAAAGACACCACAGUGCUGCUGAUCUGUGUCACGGUGUUCCUGUCCUACCUGCCCGAAGCCGGACAGUACUCCAGCUUCUUCCUCUACCUGAGACAGGUGAUCGAGUUUUCUCCUGCAGCCAUCGCCGCCUUCAUCGCCAUGGUGGGAAUCCUGUCUAUAGUGGCUCAGACUCUGUUCCUCAGCGUUCUCAUGAGAACCAUCGGUAAUAAGAACACGGUUCUGCUCGGUCUGGGCUUUCAGCUCUUCCAGCUGGCCUGGUACGGCUUCGGCUCCGAACCAUGGAUGAUGUGGGCAGCAGGAACAGUAGCAGCAAUGUCCUCCAUCACCUUCCCAGCAGUCUCUGCUCUGGUGUCACACAGCGCAUCACCUGACCAGCAAGGUGUGGCCCAGGGGAUGAUCACAGGUAUCAGAGGUCUGUGUAACGGUUUGGGUCCGGCUCUCUACGGCUUCAUCUUCUUCCUCUUCAACGUGGAGCUGAACGACAUUGAUCCUGUGGCAGGAAGACCUGCACAGACCACAGAGAAGUCGAUCAUCCCCGGCCCUCCCUUCCUGUUCGGAGCGUGCGCCGUCUUGUUCGCUCUCCUCGUCGCCAUCUUCAUCCCCGAGCACCACCGACUGGCCGACAUCAAGACGUGCUCCGCCCGCAAGUCCAGCAGCUCCUCCGCUGCACACGCUCAGGACAGCAGCCCUCUGGCCACGCCCACCAGCGACGCGGAGGACAUCGAGCCGCUCCUACAGGACAGCAGCAUGUGACUGACUGACAGCAGCCGGCCCCGGCCAAUCACGACGCUGAGGCCUUGAGCUCUCUCUCUCUCUCUCUCUCUGCUAGUCCCGCCCACCUCAGAAUAAACCCACAUUUUAUUUUAGUUUUUUUUUUUAUUAUUAUUUUAUUUGUUCAGAUCGACGCGUCGGGCGGUGUUAGACGGCAAUCACACCGACGAGCUGAAGGACGUUUCCUCACAUGAUGCAAAGUGACUCAAAGCUGCUGUUUGUUUAGUUUUCACAUUAAAAUUCAUAUUGGGAUAAAAAUGUAGGUUUAAAAUUCAGUUUAAAAUAUUAAAGGAGCAGUUCUGUCGUCUCAUCUAAAAUCAUCUUUUAUUUGUGUAUUUUCAUAAAUCUAAAUCUUAACUUUGGUCUCUGUUAGUGUUGAUGAAGCCCCCUGCUGGUGUAACAGAGGAAGAAAAACAAUUAAUACAUGUGUUUGUGCAACAUAUAAUAUUUAUAUCAUUAUUAUUAUUAUUAUUAUUAUUAGUUGUACCCUUGUUUCCAUUCGGAUCAUCGUCCGCCUCGUUGUUGUUCCACCUGCAGCCACUUUAAGCUCCUCGCUCAGGUGUCGCCAAAGCUUUUUGAUAAUAAUCCAGAUAAUAAUCAUCAGGACGUUUGACACCACCAACACCAAACAGAUCAUCUGUUUCCUCAAACUGACAGAAAACUUAAAGCCAAAUCUUUUAUUUUCUUUUGCUAUUAAAAUGUUUUACUCGCAUAACAAACAACAACAACAGACAUAACAGGUUAAAGAUUAUUAUAACAAACUUUAAGCUAAAUCACAAGUUCAGCUGCAUAUUUUCACUUUUGAAUCACUUUCUCUGACGGUAAAGAGACAGGAAGCAGGGAGAGAGAGAGAGAGAGAGAGGAGGUGACGAAAUGCAACGAAAGGUUAAAACCACCAGGACGUCCCGACAUGUUUCCACCGUGACCUCCGUCUGUAGGCGCCGACGUAUCCGACAGUGUUUGAACGCACCGCUGACGGUAACGGUCUGUCCGUGUGAUUGCCGCCUAAACACUCUGCUGUCAGUUUGCCUUCCCCCGUGUGUGUAUCUGCUGUAUCUGUCUCCACCCGCCAGGCCUGCAGAGGUCAGCAGAUCAAACGCUCCCUGCUGUACAGGAGCAGCAGCGAGGAGGAGGAGGAGGUGCGUUUAAUUCACUGCACAGCUGAAGCCAAGUGUCCCCCCAAAAGCAGACUUGUUUUAACUGAAACGUUUCGCGGGGGGGGGGGGGGGGGGGGAGGACAAACGGCGUCGGAGCUGCUCGGGAUUGUGGGAUACGACGCAGAAGAGGAGAAGGCCUCCGCCUGCAGGUGGGCGGCGACAGCUCAGGGCGUUUGUUUCCGUUGUCGCUGGUCGCGUAUCAUCACCGUUUCACACUCUGGAUGCAAAUAACAAGACUCAUGGAUAACUAGUUACUAUGGCAACAGCUCUGACCGCCUGUGACGUCAUCGUCCUCUCCCCGUUUUGGUGUUUCCUUGUUCUCACGUCGACGAGAAAUCAGAGCGUCUGUUCAGAAAUAUUAUAGAAAAAUGAAUUGAAACAGUUUGAAGUGCGCUUGAUUUAUCUCCAGACAGCAGACGUCUCAUCUCUUCUUCUUCUUCUGUUGUUUAAAUACUUGAAGUCGAGCCCGUUUCGGUUACUGUGUCCCCUCCCCCACCCACCUGCCACUUCACGUAGCACAAAUCAAGCGCUCCGAGUUACUGACGUAUUUGAACGUGUGUUUCCAGUCGCGGCGGCGCAGCGAGAAUCUGUUUCAGUUUGAUCAUCGAAGCAGCAGAAACGAACGAUCGAGUUUCUGACCUUCGCGGGUCGGCAGGUUUUUAAAAAAAAAACAAACGGUGCCAUGAUUUAUUGAUUUAUUGAUUUAUUGAUUUAUUGUUUUUUGUUACUUUUGUUCUUAAGCUUUUAUUUCUACGAGGUCAAAAGGUCACAAACCACGACAUUCCAAAACAAACCUCCUCACUUCAGUCACAGCCGCUAACUACAGCGUCUAAAUACAGAAACACACCCGUCGCCAUGGCUACAGCCGGCGGCCCCGCUCCCUUUUUUUUUUUUAAACUUAUCGGUUUCUGUGACGACGCCUCUCCUCUCCUCUCCUCUCACCCAGUGCAUGCUGGGAACAGCAGGCGCCCCGUGUGACCCUGACUGGGAUGUUUGAUCAUUUAAAGGACCGUCAGUAGUUUCCUGUUUCAGCCUGAGAAGUUAAAUUAUUAGAGAUUUCACAUCACUGCUGAGCGAGUUGUCAGAUUUCCUUCCUUCAGGCUGCGUUUAGUUUCACUUCAAAAACGUCCUCGACGGUGAUUUAAAGCUGCGGGCGCGACAGGAGACGCACCGCGGAACCAAAACCAGGAGCUAAAAGAGGCUAAAAAGCUAAAAACACUGAUCCAGCACAGGGUGAUUUGAUCUACGGCUGCAACGAAUGAUCAUUUUCUUGAUUAAUUGAUUAGUCGUCCGAUCUAUAAAACGGUUUUUUCCAACGACGUCGACAAAGAUCUUCAGUUUACUGUCACCGAGACGAAAGAAACCAGAAAAUAUUCACAUUUAAGAAGCUGAAAUCAGAGAAUUUGGACUUUUAGUUUGACUGAAAGCGAUGAAUCGUCGCAGCUGUAAUUUGAUCCACUGCUGAUACAGAAGUAUUGAUCUAUCAGACAUAUUAGUGGUGAGAUUAAAAAGCUCUUAAGUCAUUUAUUUAUGCAGCGAUUUUUUGGACAAAUAAAGAUAAAAUGGAUUAAAAUGCCCAACAAUUAUAUAAGAGAAGAACAUUAAUAUGAAAUAAAACGAGUUUUUUUAUAGUAAUUAAGUGAAAAUCUGUCUGAAAGGAAGGAAAUCUAAACAGCGACGAGGAACAAUCAUCAGGAAACACGUCAAACCUCCAGAUGAAUCAUAAAGAAACGUUGGGAGGCUCCAGAUGUCGUCAGAGUCACACGGUCCAUAAAAACCCAACAUCAGCUGUAAACUUUUAGCCGUCGUGUUGAUUUUUUUUUCUGUCUGUCGCUUCGACGGGAAGAUACGAGGUCUCUGAUUGGCCGAUACGGGAGGAAGAUGAUGGUUCGGAGCUUCAUGAAGCACAAUCAGGAGGGUUCCUUCAGACUGUUAGAGAAGUUUUUUCUAAAAUUCAGAUUUAAUCUUUUUACGCUUCUGUUGCAUCUUAAACUCUCCGUCAGCUCGCCAAACUUUUUUUUUUUUUUUUAUUUUGAACCAAACGUUUGUGAUUCAACUUUAAUCUCUUCUUCUUUGAUCCUUUUCACCGACCGUUUUUUUUUUUUUUUUGCUCAAUUAUGAUGUCAAACAAAGACAAAAAUGGACCUACAAGUAUAUUUUUCUACAAUCACUCUGAAGCCCUGCAGUUGUUACUGAAUGUCCCUGAAUGCACCGCCGUGAUAUUCACACAUCCGUCUCUCCGGUCGUCGUGCCGCCGCCGCCACGUUUUCACGUCUCAUAGUUCCUCCGGAUUUAUGAUCCUGCUUUGACUGUCACCGAUAGAUCUGCAGAUUAUUUUGUAGAUUAAUUAUUUAAUCUAUAAAAUGUCUUUUUUUAAAAACGUGGGGGAAAAGGCCGCAGUGACGUCUCCUCGAGAUCUUUAAUUUAUCGUCACGUCUGAGCAGCUGAAACCAGAAAGUUUGUUUCCUUCAGAUGAGAAAAUAAUUCCUGCUCAUUAAUGAUGAUUUUGGAAAGACGAUGAGGAUGAGGAGGAGGAGGAGGAGGAUGUGAACGCUGAGUCGGCAACAUGGCGGCCGGAGGAACAAACGCUCGCUGUGUCCCAGUUCAGACGCACUAACUGUUCACUGGUUCUGAAUAAAACAUGUAAAUACAUCUGCAGAAAGAAAAACUAAACAAACCAUCUGUUAAAUCAGUGAGAUGGAACAUAAAUAAAUAAACGUCAUUAUGUUUGUUUAGCGCUGCAACUAUCGAUGAAUCUGUUGAUUAUUUUCUCUAUUGAUCGAUUACUUGUUUGUUUCCCAACAUGACAAACAACCCAAAGAUCUUCAGUUUAUUGUCAUAAAGACGGAAAAAAAACAGAAAAUAUUCACAUUUAAAGAAGCUGAAAUCAGAGAAUUUAGACUUUUUUUCUUUAAAAAAAAAACGAUGAAUCUGAAUAUUUGGAGAUGAAUUUAAUACUCAUAUCCAUAUAAAAACAUCAUCAUGACAGUCGGAGCUGCAACGACUAGUCGAUCGACAGGAUAUUGAUCGGCAACUGUUUUUUGAUAAUCGAUGAAUCGCUCGACUAAUCGUUUUAUUAAAUCUUUUAUUUAUUUUUGUCUGAAAUGUUUAACAUGAUAUUCACAGUUCUGUUCCACCAAAGUUUGCUGAUAGUUUAUAAACCAAACGAUUAACGAAUAAUGAAAUGAAUUAUUUGCAGCCUUAACAUUAUUAUUAUUAUUAUUAUUAUUUUCCUGAUUAACUGUUUGGUCUUUAAAAUGUGUGACGGCAUCAUAAAUACAAAAACUCCAAUUAAUAUUAAAUUAAUUGUCACAUGAAAC
This is a messenger RNA of Thunnus maccoyii (southern bluefin tuna), 6202 nucleotides long. It is a transcript of the gene slc71a2b, whose product is annotated as major facilitator superfamily domain containing 14Bb. The transcript has 12 exons. Gene Ontology annotation, cellular component: membrane. The coding region runs from base 262 to 1707 and encodes 481 amino acids. NCBI's taxonomy places the organism in Eukaryota, Metazoa, Chordata, Actinopteri, Scombriformes, Scombridae. Gene Ontology annotation, biological process: transmembrane transport. Gene Ontology annotation, molecular function: transmembrane transporter activity. The record is from RefSeq and is a predicted model, not a curated record.